AUGUCAACUUUCUGGUACAUCGGCUGCCUCUCCGGCGCAUCAAGCGUAAUGCUCGGUGCCUUCGGAGCCCACGGACUCAAAAGCCGCAUCGACAACCCUGCACGUCUAGCGAACUGGCAUACGGCAGCACAAUAUCAACUAAUGCACUCCGUCGCCCUCCUCGUUGCCGAACAAGCCGCGCCGAAGAAUGUGUGGGCGAAGGGAUUGUUUACUGCGGGCAUCACGAUGUUCUCUGGGAGUCUUUACCUGCUUGUGCUUGACCCGGCACAGUUCAGAUUCAUGGGACCUGUGACUCCUGUGGGAGGUCUAUGCUUGAUUGGCGGAUGGGCGGCAUUAGCCUUUGGAAGCAGAGGACGUGUGGCGUUGUAA
Recurvomyces mirabilis is the source of this 369-nucleotide messenger RNA. RefSeq lists its product as uncharacterized. Bases 1 to 369 code for a protein of 122 amino acids. NCBI's taxonomy places the organism in Eukaryota, Fungi, Ascomycota, Dothideomycetes, Mycosphaerellales, Teratosphaeriaceae. Gene Ontology annotation, cellular component: membrane. The transcript has 2 exons. The record is from RefSeq and is a predicted model, not a curated record.